This is a messenger RNA of Saccostrea echinata, 2013 nucleotides long. RefSeq lists its product as uncharacterized. The record is from RefSeq and is a predicted model, not a curated record. The transcript has a single exon. The coding region runs from base 1 to 2013 and encodes 670 amino acids. Lineage: Eukaryota; Metazoa; Mollusca; Bivalvia; Ostreida; Ostreidae.
AUGGAGCAUUUGAAACGUUUUUCUGAUGCUGUAUAUGAAGGAAUGUGCUUCAUCGCUGGUACACCCAACGAGGUGGCCAUCAGACGAGACGUGGAAGACGUCCAUGAUGUGGUGCUCAAGCCUCUUCAAGAGAGACGGCAAAUUCGAACGAUAAAGAGUGGAAGUUACAAGGAAGGAUUUCGAUUCAGGGGAUCGGACAUUGACCAAAUGUUCUGGAUGACAAAUCAUCGUUUGAUUUGGAAUCUGGAAGAAGCGGGUGAUUUUAAUAGUUCCAGUGAUACAUUUAUCCUUUUGAAUUGGAAUCCAGACCGUCUUGGAUUUGUUUUUCUGGAACUUCUCUCACCGACAUUUGACAGUUACGUUGGUCAAUCAAUAUUCAAUAUUAAUGAUAAAUUAUUCAUAUCAAGUCUGCUUUAUAGAGAAAGUACUUUACAAUGGAUCAGACCAAACACAACGGUCCAUGGACCUUGUGCAAAUGAAAAGGAUGGAAACGUUGAAUGGGACCGCGUGCACUGCUUUAUUUGUAAACACUGGCCACCCUUUGCCCUCCCUUUCAUAGAGAGAAGUUUAAAAAAUGGUUGGCCUCGUGAAGAUCAUCUGUGUGAAGCACUGGCAACAGGGUGUCAGGUUGUUCCGAUCGGACUCAAGGGAUCGCCACUGGAAAACUACGAAUGGCGCCUCUCGUUUUGUACUGCAGAACAGAAACUCGUUCAUUCUUUAAAUCACACACAAUUUAUGUGCUUUGGUUUGCUAAAGUUGUUCAUUAAAGAGGUCGUAAAUGCAGUUGAUGAACAGGACGAACCUUUGCUCUGCUCAUUCUUCGUAAAAACAGUCUUGUUCUGGGUGAUUCAAAAUGAUAAAGUUAUACAGUGGGUACCCUCAGAUCUUCUCAGAGGAUUUUGGUGCUGUCUGAAAUAUUUGUUACACUGUGUCUUUCGUGGAUAUCUUCCAAAUUUCUUUCUUCCUGAAAAUAAUUUAUUUACAACAAAAGUCCGUGGUCAGUCACAACAGAAGCUGUUUGAAAAUCUGUAUGAGCUAUACAAAAUGGGUUUUCCUUGUCUCUUUCAGAGUAAGACACUACGGCCUUAUUUGUGUCGAGCUAUUUCUAAUCUGAGUUACAUUCCCAGAACAGAUGAAGCGGCCUUUGUAUCAGAGAUAGAGGAAGACAAGCAUCUGUUUUAUGAAAUGGGAACACACGACGCAUUCAACACAUACUGUUCAGAUAUUAAUGAGAGUGUUGUUCUGUUGUCUGGUAUCUGUAACUUGAACCCGUCAUCUUUAACACACAAUCAGUUUGUUGCUUUAGAGAAAUUUACGUCCUCAAUUCUCAGAUACCUUGCAUAUCAUCUGCAUAAUAUGAAGUUUUUCAGUAACAAAAAUAGAUACAGAGUGGAACGAUUGUGUGAGCAGUUACUAACAGUUGUAGCUAAAAUGGGUUGGCUCUCUGACGUCAUUUAUAUACCACUGUACUUGUAUGUCAUAGGCAAAAUAGGAAAAGCUGUCAAACAUAUAGAAUGGGCAAAACUGAAGUUUUGCAAGCCCUUUGUGAUGUAUCGCAGUGAAGUUGACAGAGAAAGCUAUGUCGAGGAAUUGUGGGAAAUGUCUUUGAGCUAUAAAAGAAGAUAUGCUGCACUGAGAGACAUUCGAAUAGAGAGAGUUGUUAUAAAAGAAUUGGAAUUAGAAGAAAAGACAACGAAGCGAUACUGUUUAUACGCUCAUCCGAAAGUUAUGCUGAAUAUGCUAUACCUGUUGUGUAAUCGUGGAAACGAAAACAAGCAACACGAAGCUCUCCAUGAAAUGUAUGACUUCCUGACUAACGAUGAUUCUCAUAUCCCUCCAGAACUCGAGGAAAUGUCCUGGGAAAUGCUCGGAAUAUGUCAACAACUCUGUGGUGACUUUAGAGGGGCGGUGCAAUCAUUUCAAAUGUCUCUUGACAGUGAGCUCCUGUUCCAUGGCUUUGAAAAUGCAACGAUGGCAAGAAUAAAAAAGAUCCAGAAAGAGUUGUCCGAGUAA